This is a messenger RNA of Drosophila gunungcola (fruit fly), 987 nucleotides long. Its product is annotated as ribosomal RNA small subunit methyltransferase NEP1. Gene Ontology annotation, molecular function: rRNA binding; rRNA (pseudouridine) methyltransferase activity. The transcript has 2 exons. Gene Ontology annotation, biological process: rRNA base methylation. The coding region runs from base 114 to 872 and encodes 252 amino acids. The record is from RefSeq and is a predicted model, not a curated record. Gene Ontology annotation, cellular component: nucleolus; small-subunit processome. Lineage: Eukaryota; Metazoa; Arthropoda; Insecta; Diptera; Drosophilidae.
AACACAUCCGAUACGGUCAUACUAAACCUGUGCAUUUCGAAAAAACGUGCGGAUUUUUUUUACUUUUUUUGGGAAUUGUAUCCUGUUGAUAUAUCCAAAAAUUAAUUUACAAAAUGGGUGGCCAGGGCAAGGCGAUCAACCGGAAGCGGAAAUUUGUGGGCCGCAAGGCGGAUGAUCCGGAAUUUGAUCUGGACAAGAAGCAGUUCAAGGUGCUCCAUUUGAAUGCCAGCGAAAAGCGGCUGAUUAUCGUUUUGGAGGGAGCCCAACUGGAGACAGUAAAGGUACACAACACCUUUGAGCUGCUGAAUUGCGACGAUCAUGCGGGCAUUAUGCGCAAAAACCAAAGGGAUCCGGGAUCCUGUCGUCCGGACAUCACCCACCAGUGCCUGUUGAUGCUCUUCGAUUCCCCACUUAAUCGGGCCGGUCUUCUCCAGGUUUUCGUGCGCACGGAGCACAAUGUCCUGAUCGAAAUCAAUCCACAGACCCGUAUUCCGAGAACCUUUAAGCGCUUUGCGGGAUUGAUGGUCCAACUGCUGCACAAGUUUCAGAUCAGAGCGAAUGACUCGUCGCGCAGAUUGAUGAGUGUGAUCAAGAAUCCAAUCACGGAUCAUGUGCCCGUCGGAUGCAAAAAGUACGCCAUGAGCUUCUCCGGCAAGUUGGUGGCCAACUGCAGGGAUUUGGUGCCACAUGGCGAGGAGGGCAGUGCCACAUAUGACGAACCCGUGGUCAUUGUCAUCGGAGCCUUUGCCCAUGGCGUCCUAAAGACGGACUACACGGAGGAGCUCUUCUCCAUCAGCAACUAUCCACUUUCGGCGGCCAUCGCGUGCUCCAAACUCUGCUCCGCCUUCGAGGAGGUCUGGGGCGUGGUCUAGCCCAAAUGUUAAUUGUUUAAUUAGAUUAGUCAUAGCUAAUAGUUAGUCUACAUCUUUCUUUUUUAAUACCCAUUAAAUUUGGUGGAAUUUCCAAGCCCACAAACCUCGAUUUCAA